GGUAUGCCAUGUGAGUUUGUUUACAAUUCCAUAUUACAUGUGUUGAUGAAAUAUCAAGGCCCCGUGUGAACAGAUUACAACAUUUGACUGAUUAGCAUUACCCUUUUAUGAUUGUUGGAGAAUACAGAUAUGGCAACCCACAAAGACAGUCUCAGUUCUUAUCUCCAAAGUCUGAAUCUCUCAGAUAAAUCUGCAAUAGCUUUGGAAAAGGUGGAAGAAAAUUAUAUACUAGACGUUGCUGUGCAGAAUAAACCAGGAGCACAGAAACUUGUUGCAGCUACAAGUUCUAAUCAUGAGAUACGGUUAUAUCAGUACGCUGACCUGACUAUGACUGGUAAACUGGAAGGUCACUCAGAUGUUAUAACUGGUAUUCAGUUUGCACACACCGAAGAAAACAUGCUGUAUUCAUCUGCUCUUGACCAGUGUAUCAAAUGCUGGGAUGAACGCUCUGGAAGAUGUGUCCAAACAUUUCAAGCUCCUGGAGAAAUCAAAGGCUUCAGUAGUUUUGGAAUAAAUUGUAAUGAUCGUGUAAUAGCUGGAGGAACAGAAUGUGUGACAACUGCUGAAGACAUACACAUCAUUUUUUGGGACAGAAGAAAAGCAGAGGUCAUGGGGUCAUACACUGAGAGUCAUCAGGAUGAUAUAACCCAGGUGAAGUUUCAUCCAGCGCAGCCUGACAGUCUUGCUACAGGCUCCACCGACGGACUUGUUUGUGUGUUUGAUAUUUCAAAGACCUCUGAAGAUGAUGCCAUUUUAUGGACAUUCAAUACAGAAUCUUCAGUUUCUAAAAUUGGUUGGACAGGAGAAAAACAAACUGAUGUGUACUGUAUUACCCACGACGAUGCCCUACAUGUGUGGGAUUCUGUUGAGGGUGAUGAUAUCUUGAGCAAAACAAAUAUUAGAGACGAAUUUCAGGAUCCUGUUGAGUAUAUGGUGGAUUGCCUGUUCACAGACUCUUUACAUCUUGUCAUGGGCACACACAGCGGCGACCUCCAAAUAAUGACUACUGAUGAACCACAGAAAAUCGUGAAAACUCUGAAAGGUGGCCACACAGCAACUGUGCGAUGUUUGCACUGGGAUAAUUCGACCCACACGUUGUUAACGGGAGCGGAAGAUUCUUUGUUGUGUAAAUGGAGCGACUGUGUGAAGCAGACGACAGAUACCAAAAGAGCCAAGUUAAAAAUGAAGAAAACGGAUUCGAAGAAAACAAGACCCUAUUGAAACUCAAGUGUUUUGAAUGUUAUAUAUAGAAAUAGAAAAUUAAAUCCUGAAAAAAAAAUA
Magallana angulata is the source of this 1281-nucleotide messenger RNA. Its product is annotated as WD repeat-containing protein 89-like. The record is from RefSeq and is a predicted model, not a curated record. Gene Ontology annotation, molecular function: protein binding. Bases 130 to 1221 code for a protein of 363 amino acids. The transcript has 13 exons. Lineage: Eukaryota; Metazoa; Mollusca; Bivalvia; Ostreida; Ostreidae.